Messenger RNA from Umbelopsis ramanniana AG, 1621 nucleotides. RefSeq lists its product as uncharacterized. Gene Ontology annotation, biological process: ubiquinone biosynthetic process. Bases 57 to 1517 code for a protein of 486 amino acids. Gene Ontology annotation, cellular component: mitochondrion. The record is from RefSeq and is a predicted model, not a curated record. The transcript is spliced from 4 exons. NCBI's taxonomy places the organism in Eukaryota, Fungi, Mucoromycota, Umbelopsidomycetes, Umbelopsidales, Umbelopsidaceae.
GCCAAUUUUAUCCGACGGGACCUUGAAUCUCUUUACAAACAACAAUUCAUACAAUAAUGCUCAAUAGCAGUGCUAUGAGAGCAUUUUCGACUGCAAUCCGCGGCAGGCCACUGCAGGUGGCAGUAAUUGGUAGCGGUCCUGCAGGUUUUUAUACUGCUCAUCGUGUCCUUAAAGACAUUCCCGACGUCAAAAUCGACAUGUUCGAGAGCCUGCCAGUACCUCACGGUUUGGUUCGGUUUGGUGUCGCUCCUGAUCACCCAGAAGUAAAGAACGUCAUGAAUAAAUUUGAUGAAGUCGCAACAGAUGACCGAUUCACGUUCCUCGGAAACGUCCACGUUGGUGGCAAAGACCUCCCUCUAUCUGCUCUCAAGUCAAACUACGACGCCAUUGUUUUCUCAUAUGGAGCUAGUGAAGACAGGCGGCUCAAUAUCCCGGGAGAAGAUUUGCCAAAUGUAUACUCGGCAAGAUCCUUUGUUGGCUGGUACAAUGGUCUUCCUCAUCAUCGUGAAUUGAUGCCUGAUCUCGACAGCACCGAUACUGCCGUCAUAGUUGGUCAAGGGAACGUUGCCUUGGACAUUGCCAGAAUGCUCCUUAGUCCCAUAGACGUAUUGCGCAAGACAGACGUUACUGACUACGCUCUGGACGCACUGAGCAAGAGUCGUAUCAAGCAUGUGCACGUCGUAGGUAGAAGAGGUCCACUUCAGGCUGCAUUUACAGCAAAAGAAUUACGAGAGCAGAUGAAGCUGCCAGGUGUACGGUUCAAUACAGAUGUCCAACUACUACAAAGCGAGCUUGCGAAUGGUGCGGAAUAUCUGAAUAAAUCUCGACCUCUGAAGCGAUUGAUGAGCAUAUUGGAGAAGGAAAUUGGCUCUCCUAAUAUACUAUCUGGCGACAAAUCUUGGACGCUUGAUUUCUUGCGUAGCCCGUCCAGAAUAAUACCUGACAGCACCAAUAAUAAUGUAAAGGCCAUUGAGUACGAGCUUAAUAGAUUAGAUGGCCCAACUGAAUCUAGGCGAGCAAUUGGGACUGGUCAAUUUGUCACUCAAGAGUGUGGCCUCAUCUUACGAAGCAUUGGUUAUAAAAGUAUUGCUAUGGAAGGCAUUCCUUUCGACGAAUCAAGUGGUCGGGUUCCUAAUAAGUAUGGAAAGGUACUUAAUGGACAGAAUGAAGUACCAGGCUUAUACACUGCUGGGUGGUUGAAACGCGGCCCGACAGGCGUAAUCGCAACGACAAUGAACGAUGCAUACGAAACAGCCGAUACUUUGGCAGCUGACUUUGUGGCGGGAAAGCCUUUUUUAAAUGAAGUGGAUGGAAUUGGACAAAAAACUGGCUCACAAGGCUUACUUCAGCUUUUCAAGGAUAACAAGAUCCGACCAAUCAGUUACGUUGACUGGAAACUGAUUGAAAAGAUGGAGUUUGAAGCGGGACAAAAGUUUGGCAAGCCCAGGGAAAAAUUCGGACGCGUUGAGGAUAUGCUUGCAGUCCUUAGCACUGAAGACCUGAAAACCAGCAUGUAAACAUACAUCAAAUUGAUUUUGAAUAACUGGAACCUGUAGUUCUCAAUUGACCGACACCGCUACCGGUGUCAGGGAACACAAUGGUCUGCCACCUUCCAAUAUAG